AUGUCUUAUCUAGGUCCUAAAUCGUUCAGCACUGCCCCUCUAACCUCCUCCAACCUAGCGUUUUUGAACGAUCUGUCUUCCUCGGAAUUACAUCCCUCCAAAAAUAAUGCCAGUCUUCACGAUAGUCGUAAAGACAACAACUUUAUCACGGAUUCCAACAAGACGAUGGACGACGAGUCUCAAAAUAAGCCACCAACCGGCACACAACCAACCAGCCCUUCUCUUUUAGAAAGUGAAGCCAACAAAGAAGAAAGCGAGACCAUCAAUGACAAAACACAUGCCUCAACCGACUCCUCUUCAAACUCUUUGUCGGCCUUUUCUACAAUAUCAACGACAAAUACUCCCAAAUCAUCAGAAACUUCUAUACACUCAUUAGGCGAAUCCCAUUCCCAUCGAACUCUCAUCGAUUUGAACGAAGAGGAUAACAAAACUGUAAUUCUCACAAGUACGAAUAACACAGUCAGCAAUAAUAGUCCAAAUGCGAACGAGUCUCAGCUGAUUAUACCCUCCUGUCCUAUGAAGACUUAUGAUUUGGUCUCAGUUUCUACCUCAACAGAUUCGGUCAAUGACUACAACAAUAAUAUUCACAACAGCAACGCCCUUUUCGAUGUCGAGAGUAUCUCCAACCCAUCUAGAUUUCCUUUGUUGAGGAAAAAGUCGGGUGAGUUGGUAAAAUCUUCACUAAAGUUAAACUCUCUACAACGAUCAAACUCAAUGCCAAAUGCCAAAUCUGUUAGAUUUGCUUCCAGGUUGGAAAACGUGAAGUUCUUUAAGAAGUCUGAAAGACCAACGGCAGUUUCCAGUAGAUUUGCAGCCCCUCCAAGAACCCACUGGGAAUUCGAUUCAAAUUCCUCUUCGGACAACGACGACAGUGGCUUUCGUCAUGAUGAUGACGGUGAAGACGAUGCUGAAAAUGGUUUCAAGUUGAAUGAAAGCUAUGAAGAUUUUUUGAGCGACGAUGAAAUUGAUUCUGCUUCUAGAUGGAUCAUAACUUCAAAUGAUUGUCCAUAUAAUCCCGUUUCUUUGAAUUUUGCUAAAUUAGGAUCCAAUAAUAACGUUAUUCUCGAAAGUGUAAAGCUGAACUCUUCGGGGAACUCGUUGAUCGGAUUUGUUUAUGUUAAAAAUAUUGCUUUCACGAAGAAAAUCGUUGUCAAAUUAACCUACGAUAAUUGGAAUUCGUUCAUUGAAAUCGAAAAUGCAAACUACAUUUCAUCUAAUCACAUUUUCAAAUACUCAGAUUCAAUUGCCAAUAACUACGAUAAAUUUUCGUUUAUAAUCAAACUUGAUAACUUGAACACCUUUGGGAACAAUCUCACUCUUAUAUUUUGCGUCCAAUACUUAGCUAACAGUAUUUCAUUUUGGGACAAUAAUAACGGAUCAAAUUAUAAGAUUGUUUUGCGAAAGGCUAAUAGUAUUCAAAGCGGCGACAAUAUUGGCGUCGACAAUAGUAUCAAAAACAAGAAAAUGAUUGGGAGAAAAAAUUUCUCUAAUCUACUGGAUAUCGAAGACUCAAAUAUAAAAUUGAAGGACAACAACAAUUUCAUGAAUUCUUCAUCUUGUAAACCGUUGACUACAGACAUGAGCUCCUUGAGGAUUUCAAACUCAUUUGGCUUGAAGAAAAUAAGAUCAGAAUCCUCGAUUCCUUCUAUGAAAUCAAACAUAUUAUCAGAAUUUAAUAAUAAGUCAACCUCUUCUUUGUCAAAUUCCAAAUCGGAAGACCCUGCACCUGUUGCGAUUAAACAAACAAAAGUUCAGUUUUCAAAAUCUGCAAAUGCUUCUCCAGCCUUAAACUCUCCAGCAUUCUAUCCGAGCCCUAAAGAAUUCAAUGAUUAUGACCAUAUCGUUAAACAAUUUUGCUUUUUUUCGACCUCAGAUCAAAAGAAAAGUGGAGGUGGAGUUGGGACUGGACUUUGUGCUACAAACAGCAUUAACGAGCAAAAUUAUCUUGAUGGAUUCAACCAUUCAAAGUCUCAAGCUUCACUGCCUGUGGAUUUAUAA
Molecule: messenger RNA, 1998 nt
Organism: Pichia membranifaciens NRRL Y-2026
Lineage: Eukaryota; Fungi; Ascomycota; Pichiomycetes; Pichiales; Pichiaceae
Exons: 1
Coding region: 1-1998 (665 amino acids)
Biological process (GO): regulation of glycogen biosynthetic process
Cellular component (GO): protein phosphatase type 1 complex
Molecular function (GO): glycogen binding; protein phosphatase 1 binding
Source: RefSeq, a predicted model, not a curated record